Messenger RNA from Gigantopelta aegis, 1584 nucleotides. Its product is annotated as 52 kDa repressor of the inhibitor of the protein kinase-like. Gene Ontology annotation, molecular function: protein dimerization activity. The record is from RefSeq and is a predicted model, not a curated record. Lineage: Eukaryota; Metazoa; Mollusca; Gastropoda; Neomphalida; Peltospiridae. The coding region runs from base 1 to 1584 and encodes 527 amino acids. The transcript has a single exon.
AUGAUUGCCAAUCAUGACGAUGUUCUUGGACAUCACCUUGCUGGUAUUGGUCUCGCAAAUAAGAAUUCUAAAUAUACUUCACCUAGAAUUCAGAACGAUAUAAUCACAAUCAUUGGCUAUGAUGUAAUCCGUAGUGAUUUGAUUGAGGAAAUCAAAGCUGCUCGAUGGUUUAGCAUACUUGCUGACGAGGUAACUAGCAGCAACAAAGAAGAGCUGGCCCUAUGUUACCGUUUUGUUGACACAAAUAACAAUAUUAGGGAGGAAUUUCUGUCAUUCCUUAAUUUGUCAAGGAUUACCGCUGCAGUCAUCGCCGGUACCAUUUUGGACUUUCUAAAGAUGACAGGACUUGAUGCUACUAACAUUCGUGGACAAGGCUAUGAUGGGGCUGCAAACAUGUCUAGUGAUAAUGUUGGUGUUCAGCGACUGAUAAAAGAACAUUCACCAAAAUCUGUAUACGUUCAUUGUAGUGGACAUUGCCUAGACUUGGUAAUAGCACAUUCAUGCUCCCUGCCCUGUAUAAGAAAUACAACUGAUAAGCUAAAGACAUGUUGUUGGUUCUUCCUGGCAAGCCCAAAGCGAGGUCUUCUGCAGUCGAUAAUUAGAAAGGCUUUGCCAGAGGAAACAAAACAUCGGAAGGGACUUCUGGACUUGUGCAAAACACGAUGGGCUGCCAGACACCAGGCGUAUACUCAUUUCUAUCAGGCAUACAUAUACAUCAUUACAGCGUUGGAGAAUAUUGUACAUGGUGCCAAUGUAGAUGCAUGUGGCCUAGAUUUUAGGGAAGCCAAGUGGGAUCCAAAGUGUCGCAGUGAUGCAGCAUCUCUAUUGGCGAGUCUCACUUCAUUCGACUUUAUUGUGACGUUUCUUACGAUCUAUCACUUCUUGUCACACCUCAGUGGCAUAACAGUUAAAUUGCAAGGGCGUUCUGUUGAUAUCAUUAAGGCCUACCAUGAGAUCUCAACCGUGAAAGCAGUCUACAAAGCGAUAUGUGAUGACGUAGAGGUCGAGUUUUCAAGAUCGUAUAAGCAAGCUGUUAUAAUGGCUAGUGCUGUCAGCACCAUGUCAUCAAUGCUACGCACUGUUGGUCGACAGACUAUGCGUAGUAACGUGCCUGCAGCUACACCUGAAGAGCAUUAUCGGCAAAAUGUUGCAAUUCCAUUCCUUAGCCACAUCCAAUCUGAGCUGGACUCACAGUUCUCCGAUUUAUCGGUGCUUUCAUCAAAGCUACUGGGAUUAGUCCCAUCAGUGCUCUGUGAGGACGAUGUACCAUCACUUGAAGAGGUAGUUGAUGUAUACGCCGACGAUAUGCACUCACCUGAAGUGUUCCCGCAAGAAUUAUUUAGAUGGAAACAAAGAUUUCUACCAUUAUCCCCUGACCAACGUCCAUCCAUGGCAGCAGCAGCAGCGAUGAAAGUGUGUGAUGAUGACCUGUUCCCCAAUAUCUUUGUGCUCCUGAGAUUGUGCUGCACUAUUCCUGCUACAAGUUGCGAAUGUGAACGAAGUGCAAGUGCUUUACGAAGGCUAAACACCCAUCUACGAGCAAGCAUGACUUUCAGCUCUCGCGAUAAUGCAUAUCCACUAUGA